This is a messenger RNA of Trichoderma aggressivum f. europaeum, 1788 nucleotides long. RefSeq lists its product as uncharacterized. The transcript has a single exon. The record is from RefSeq and is a predicted model, not a curated record. NCBI's taxonomy places the organism in Eukaryota, Fungi, Ascomycota, Sordariomycetes, Hypocreales, Hypocreaceae. Gene Ontology annotation, cellular component: nucleus. The coding region runs from base 1 to 1788 and encodes 595 amino acids. Gene Ontology annotation, molecular function: histone H3K56 acetyltransferase activity. Gene Ontology annotation, biological process: DNA damage response; DNA replication-dependent chromatin disassembly; regulation of DNA-templated transcription.
AUGGCGUCUGCAGACUCUCAGGACUCUAGCCUACGCGGCCGCCUUGCUUCUGUGCUUCCCAGAGGCUACAAAUUCGGCAUUCAUCAUGUUUCGACGCCUCCCACCAAGGUUGACGCGCUCUACUCUGCACCUCCUGGCGAACGACCCGAACGAACAUACUGCGAGAAACACUUUCUCAGCGUCUCAAUUGAUAUUCCAGACACGUUAGCGAGUGCUCCAGAGAGCGAAAAUACAGCGGAGCAACCGACACAGCGGAAGCGAGUCCUCGUGCUCGGCAUCGAGAUCUUCAUAUACACAACGGCUCGAUCCACCACCUUGUUUGUAUCCAAGGCUGACUCUACGGGAUUUCUGGACAAAUUAAAGCUGCCAAAGGGUGCCCCUAGCCCCAUUCGAGAAGUCUGCGCGACCUUCAUACGAUACUUGGUAGACAAACGAAGGCGCAAAGACGUGCAGUUCGUAGUCAGCCUCUUUGCACGCGCGCAAGACCAGUACCUGUUCCCCGGGAGCGUCGAAUACCCCGGAAAACAUGUCUUGGACGAUCGUGGCCUCGUCAAGUGGUGGUGCCGGGUGCUUGACCCCAUCGUCGAGUCUCCUCCCGCUGGUAAUCUUUCCACAUGGCGAAACACCAAGGGACAUUUGCUUGUUCCUGGCCUUGAUGCCUACGAGACUCGUGCCUUCAUUCCGCGCCGUGCCGGUGCUGCGUCUUGCUGGUCGUUGAGCCACCCACUUGAGCGCAUUUCACACUACUACCGAGAGUUUGACUGGGUGCCACCACGAUGCCUCAUCCCCCGGUUCCCGGACGACCCCAAAUCACGAUUUCGUGACGAGCUGGAUGACGAAGUUACAAAGACCAAGGCGAUGAAGACUACAGGGAGCUGGAAAUCGGUCAAGACCCUGGACAUGUUUUGGGAGAUGAUGGCCUUCCGACAAGAGUGUUCGAGCGGUAGGAUGACGGGGUUCAUAUGGGUCGUGUUUGAUGACGUGGAGGACGAGCCAAAGCCAGAUGGUAGUGACACUGUAUCGGUAUCUAGUGCCUCAGUUGUGACCAGUGCGUUGGGUGUCACUCCCGAGACGCCCAGGAAGCAGAGAAUGGUGUCCAAUAUCACACCGACAACCACACCUAGGAGACUCUUCCCGCUCAAGGCAGAUCAGAGUGACCAGACGCCAACUAAACCAAAACGUGAUUCUGACAUUGAAGACAAAAAGACCAAGAAGAAGAAGUCGGCAAAGACCAAGAGCAAGCUCCGAGGCCCCAUCAAGCCUCGCCAGCCACGUAUCAAGACCAAGCAGCGCAACUACCUUCUAGACCAGCCCGUAUCGACUGCGUAUUAUCACUGGCCACCCCAGGGUCGAGGCGAGAGGAUCGUGGAUGAAGCCGACUAUAAGCGAAUUCACGAGCUUCUUCUGCGCUUGGACUUUGCCACGUUGGAAAAAGCCACAGGGAGCACGCGUCGCUGGCUAAGCGAAGUUGGCCUUGGAAGCUGGUGGGGAUUCGAGGUUACAGGGACACGGGAGCUUGCCGCGGCUGCUGGAGACGAGCCGGACCUAGGAGCUGCACCGGUCAAUAACCUGUCUGGGCUUGUUAAGAGGAAAAGGGCAGACACGGUGACGGAGGCAUCACAGGACGAGACGGCUAAUGGCAGUGGCGUCAACGUGUUGAGCGGCGGGCUUGUCAGGAAGAAACCUAAGAAAGAGCAAGGGGAUGGUGUUCACGAUGGCGGCGAUGUGAACGCUUCUACGGUCAAUGUGCUGGGCGCAGGACUCGUGAGGAAGAAGGAAAAGGCGUGA